UUACCAUCCAACAGCAUUAUGGGACAGAACCAGCCUCGGGUCAGAACCGAGGCCGCUAACACUCCUUGACAUGGGCAACAAUCAACAUCAACCCCCAGAGCGGGCCUUCUGUGACCUGUCCUCUCCGGGGCAGGAGGGCAUCAGGGUGGUCCAGCUCUACCUGAUGCCGGCCUUCUUCCUGGGGGUGUUGAUACUGGGUCUGCCCCUCAACCUGCUCUCUCUCUGGAUCUUCUUCCAACGCCUGAAACGCUGGUCCAGGAGUAGUGUCCUGCUCUUCAACCUGGCCAUGGCUGACACCUUUUGGCUGCUGGCUCUACCCUUCCUCAUUCACUACCACUUAAACGGUCUCCACUGGGGUCUGGGUGUGUCGCUCUGCAAGACCCUUCGGUUGCUCUACCACAACUACUUCUACCUCAGCAUCUUCUUCGUUUCCUGCGUUAGCGUGGACCGCUAUCUCGCCAUCGUCCACCCGCUGCGCUCUGUGGUGUUACUCGGCCGCCGGCAGACCUAUUUCCUCUGUGCCGUUAUCUGGGCGAUUUCCAUGGUGAUAAGUGUCCCUAUAGCUCACAUGACUUUGCUACAACAUUGCCCCGGAGACAAUAAUCGUACCGUGUGUACCCUGUAUAUGUUAAUGGACGACACUGAGGAGAGCCUACCCUACUCAAUCUGCUGUACCACCAUCGGCUUCCUCUUCCCUCUAAACUCCAUCUGUUACUGUUGCCUCCGCAGCAUCAGGGAGCUCCGCCUCCGCAGCCGUCGUCCACAGGUACACCUCCACAAAAACAAGGGGCGCCGUGUCCGUCUGACCCGCGUGUUGACCGCCGUGCUGACCCUCUUUGCCCUUUUCUACCUGCCCUACCACCUAAGCAGGAACGCGGCCAUCGUGAUGCAUGCCAUGUACCUGGGAAGGCCGGCGUUCUGGCAGCCUGUAGACCUGGCAUUCUGCCUGGAGAUCUGUCUAUGUAGCCUGAAUACCUGUGUCAACCCGCUGUUUACUUGCUUCGUGGGACGGCAGUUUAGAAAGGAGUUCCAGGAUACCUUUGGGUUCGCUUGGCUGCAGCUUUGGAAAAGUCAACGACAGCAAUCAGCCGUGAAUCAUGUGACGUCUGUAACAGGGUUGUUUGAGAGAAAGAGGAACCAGAGGAACCAGAGGACCAUAGGGCCUGAGAGAGAGGGGCAUGGUGGCCAGGUGCCAUAGGGCAUGAGAGAGAGGGGCAUGGUGGCCAGGUGCCAUAGGGCAUGAGAGAGAGGGGCAUGGUGGCCAGGUGCCAUAGGGCAUGAGAGAGAGGGGCAUGGUGGCCAGGUGCCAUAGGGCAUGAGAGAGAGGGGCAUGGUGGCCAGGUGCCAUAGGGCAUGAGAGAGAGGGGCAUGGUGGCCAGGUGCCAUAGGGCAUGAGAGAGAGGGUCAUGGUGGCCAGGGUUUGGCUGCUGUCACUCCACUGUGAAUGCUGAAGGAUCAGACCAUGGUAAAUGACCAUCUCAAUUAUUUUUUUUAAUCCAUCGCCUCCCUUUGAUUGGAAAAUACUUGGCGGGGGGGGGUGUCUUUAUAGCAGCUGGACCACACAGAUGAUCAGAUCUCAGACACAAUUACAUCUUAAGAAUCACAGCAACGACCCUGUCUGUGGGUGGUUAUCUGUAUGUUACAGCAACAAGCCUGUCUGUGGGUGGUUAUCUGUGUGAUAGAGCAACGACCCUGUCUGUGGGUGGUUAUCUGUGUGAUACAGCAACAAGCCUGUCUGUGGGUGGUUAUCUGUGUGAUACAGCAACGACCCUGUCUGUGGGUGGUUUUAUGUAUGUUACAGCAACGAACCUGUCUGUGGGUGGUUGUCUUCCUUACUGUAUUUUGUACUGAGCAUGGAAUUGGUAUGCAUGUCACUUUUAGGUAGUCCUGAGGCAUGGUCCUAGGGCUCAGGUCCUCCGGGAGGGGAGAACUCUAUAGAAGAAAGCCCUGCCUCCAGCUGUUUGCUUAGAAAUUCUAGGGACAAUAAGGAGGCCUGCAUCUUGUGACUGUAGCGUACUUGUAGGCAUGUACGGUAGGACCAAAUCAGAGAGAUUAGGUAAGGGGCAAGAAACACUUUGUAAGUUAGCAGUAAAACCUUGAAAUCAGCCCUAGCCUGAUUAGUCUAAUCUAGAAGUGACUAAAGCAUGAAUUCAUAUUUCUGCAUAAUUUGUGGGCAAAAAGAAUAUGUCAGUUCGGUUGUCAUCUGAGACAUAAACUCUACAGUGGAAAGUCUACACAUCAGAGAUA
Messenger RNA from Oncorhynchus gorbuscha (pink salmon), 2247 nucleotides. RefSeq names its product succinate receptor 1-like. Gene Ontology annotation, molecular function: G protein-coupled receptor activity. Gene Ontology annotation, biological process: G protein-coupled receptor signaling pathway. Lineage: Eukaryota; Metazoa; Chordata; Actinopteri; Salmoniformes; Salmonidae. The record is from RefSeq and is a predicted model, not a curated record. The transcript has 6 exons. Bases 71 to 1198 code for a protein of 375 amino acids. Gene Ontology annotation, cellular component: plasma membrane.